AUGAAGGCACGUCCAGAUGGAUCAAACAAGAUGGAGACAGUUCCACUACGUUCGACCAAACGCAUCUCUGCCAUUCCAUCCCCGCGGUUGCAGGACAGAAUGACCCCUUCCGAUCUCGAUAAACCCGAAGUGCCAACGCCUUUGAAGCCUCCGAUUCCACCUAAGAGCUCGCUGCGAGAGAGUGCGUCAAGCAGUGGACCACCGCCGCAAUCAGCAACCUCAUCUACCUGGCCACUGAACGCGCGGCCGAGCGAGACUACGCUGCGACCUGGAUAUGACUGGGUCCCGAAUCCUUUAUUUGGAGACAAAGGCACCAGAAAUAGUUCAGCAGAGGGCGAGAAGCUGGCGGCUUUUGGACGGACGGGUGGAUUCCAACCCAGACGGCGAAGUUGGGGAGGCUGGGGUCGAACAUGUCUCAUUGCUGGUCUUGUAGCUCUUGUUAUCAUUGGGCUGGCGGUGGGACUUGGUGUGGGRCUCACAGUUCGACGGCGGAAUAGAAAUGCUGGUAGCGAGGACGAAGCUACGACAGCGCCAACAACAGAUAACAUCACGGAAACGAAUUCCUUCCCCCUAGGACAGUACAGCAUGAUAACUGCACUCAAGACUAUAAACACUGGCUGCACGUCAAACCCUAACACAUGGACAUGUGCUCCCAACACAACAUACAAUCCUCAGGACUCGAGCAGCUUCAACGCCAGCAUGUCCGAUUUCCUCUGGAUCAUCUCCAAUACAUCUUCUAUUUUCGCAGCAAACGGAACGGCCACAACUUCGGACGCAGGCGUCCCAGCCAACCUUACCAUCAGUGCAACGAGCAACCCAUUGAGCAUAGUGUUUUCCGACGAACCCCUCACCUACUUCAACCCAGCCUCAAACUCCAGCGCGGAGAGGCUUUCCUUUAGUUUUACAAUGGCAAAAUCUGUCAUUCCUGAGAUCGAUAUUAGCGGAACCGACACCCAGUCAAGAUGUUACUUCAACGAAACUACUUUUACAGGCACUCUAUAUCUAUCGGAGUCGCGGACAUAUCCAGACAGCAGSAUUACCGUCCCAGACAGUGAGGAUACUCAAUGGCCGUACGCUAUUGAGAUCACACAGACUAGCCAUGGGGGCCAGAUUGGAGACGACAUCAUCCCKGCGUGCUAUACCUUUGCUGAUGGCAUGAAUGGCGACCCGCUUACCGCUGGACUCUCAGCACAGCCCGCAGACUCACAGUGCGAGUGUGCCUACAACAACUUCUGA
Messenger RNA from Ramularia collo-cygni, 1236 nucleotides. RefSeq lists its product as uncharacterized. The transcript has a single exon. Bases 1 to 1236 code for a protein of 411 amino acids. Lineage: Eukaryota; Fungi; Ascomycota; Dothideomycetes; Mycosphaerellales; Mycosphaerellaceae. The record is from RefSeq and is a predicted model, not a curated record.